Diachasma alloeum is the source of this 702-nucleotide messenger RNA. RefSeq lists its product as uncharacterized. The coding region runs from base 1 to 702 and encodes 233 amino acids. The record is from RefSeq and is a predicted model, not a curated record. The transcript is spliced from 2 exons. NCBI's taxonomy places the organism in Eukaryota, Metazoa, Arthropoda, Insecta, Hymenoptera, Braconidae.
AUGAUAAAAAUUGUGAUACUGUUGUGCCUGGCGGCACUUGUCAGCUGUAAUCCAGCUGUCAAGCAUGACAGGGGCGAGGACGUGGAGAGGAUGAUGAUGAGGAAGAUGGAGGAGCUGAAGAGGACUCACAGUCUGAGAAUUUAUGGAGAUAUCGUCACUUUGGAGAAGCUGGAGGACAGUGGGGAGCCGAGGGCCAUGCCGGGAGAGGAUCCUCUGGUGGCCAGCAUUGAUCAGUUUCUCAACUCGAGGAAGAUUCGAAUCAGCCUCCCCAGUGACGGAUCCCCAGCGGAUUUUCUAGGGAGAGCGCUCGGGCAGAAAGAAAUUGAUAUUGAACUUAGGGGAUUGACGUAUGGGGCUUCUGAAGCGAGGACCAAGCUGAAGAGGAUGAUCGUGCCGAUCCUGCUGGCCUUGAAGCUGAAGGCCCUAAUAAUCCUCCCAAUUGUGAUCACAGUAAUCGGUCUGAUCGGUCUUAAGGGACUCGGGGCGGGCCUAGCAGCCUUGUUCUUAUCAGGAGCCGUGGCCCUCAAGGCCAUUCUGACGCCGCCACCGCCGUACCCCGCGGCGCGGGUGAGCUACGGCAUUGUGAAACCCGAGAUCCACCACGACCAUUGGCACAGAUCGCAGGAGGAGGUCAACCAGCCCUACCGAGGCUGGUCCCCCGAGUUCAACGAGGCCCCCUAUCCCUACCAAGAUUUGCCCUAA